This is a messenger RNA of Effrenium voratum, 1327 nucleotides long. NCBI's taxonomy places the organism in Eukaryota, Dinophyceae, Suessiales, Symbiodiniaceae. The record is from the annotation of a GenBank genome assembly.
GCCAUCAACCAAAAGGUGGAGCUCCACAUUGCGGUGCCGAAAGUGACUCUCACCUACAACAACGCGCCCCCGCUUCUUAUUAGCGUGGCCUCGGGGCUGGAGGGGCGGCUGCAGAGCUUCCUGGAUAAGGAGGUCUUCCCUCACUUCGAGCCCUUGUGGGUCCGCCUGGACGGUCUCGACUCAGCGCCGGACGGGUCCUCCAAGAAGCAGUACGCCUCACGGAUGCUCGACCGGCUCACGCAGGCUGCGCCUCGGCGCCGCACGCUUCUGGCGCCGGCACCUUCCGAGCGGAAAGAUGACACACGGGCGUCCGAGGGCCUGGAGCUGAAGCUGGCAGACUUCGUGGGUCAGUGGCCCCAGGCACAGCCGGGCCAGUGGCAAGCUUCGCACAUGAACCAGGCUGUCCAGCACGGCCAAUAUCCAGCUGAAGUGAAGAAGGCGAAGGCAGGGCAGCGGAAAGCUUCGCAAAAGAAUCAGGCUGGAUUGCAGGGCCAGUAUCAAGCUGCUAGCGGAAAGAAGGCUGGCCUACAGCAAGCUUCGCACACAACGGGUCAGCUGAACCAGGCUUCCCAGCAGGAGGGGCAGUAUCAAGCUUCUGACCCAAAGCAGGCGCAAUGGCAAGCUUCGCAAAUGACGCGUCCGCUGAACCAGGCGAAGCCGGGCAAUUGGCAAGCCUCUCACAUGCAGCAGGCUUCCCAGCAGGAGGGGCAGUAUCAAGCUUCUGACCCGAAGCAGGCGCAAUGGCAAGCUUCGCAAAUGACGCGUCCGCUGAACCAGGCGAAGCCGGGCAAUUGGCAAGCCUCUCACAUGCAGCAGGCUUCCCAGCAGGAAGGGCAGUAUCAAGCUUCUGACCCGAAGCAGGCGCAAUGGCAAGCUUCGCAAAUGACGCGUCCGCUGAACCAGGCGAAGCCGGGCAAUUGGCAAGCCUCUCACAUGCAGCAGGCUUCCCAGCAGGACGGGCAGUAUCAAGCUUCUGACCCGAAGCAGGCGCUGCCUGGCCAGUGGCCAGCUUCUCACAGCCAGGCGCAGACGGGCCAGUGGCAGACUUCCCACGCACAGGACGCCGUGCCCAUGCCAUCCUUCAUGAAGCGCCCACCGGAGGCCAAAGCUGCGCCAAAGAUCUCGGCAACGCUGAAGAUGCCAGAGGUGAGCCCUGAGUAUGAGUGGUCCUUCAUGCGGAAGAUCCAAAGGCCCAGCCUGAAAACCUUCAUGAUGAUCAUGGGCGACGCAGGACAUGCCUGAGCCUAUGGCGAACUCGUUGCGCGCGCUUUCCGUGGCAGGGAAACCACGGAUGGCGUCUGAACACCCAAAACCCUUCGAUAUCGCA